This is a messenger RNA of Coccinella septempunctata (seven-spotted ladybird), 737 nucleotides long. RefSeq lists its product as uncharacterized. The record is from RefSeq and is a predicted model, not a curated record. The coding region runs from base 81 to 737 and encodes 218 amino acids. The transcript has 3 exons. NCBI's taxonomy places the organism in Eukaryota, Metazoa, Arthropoda, Insecta, Coleoptera, Coccinellidae.
AUAUCAAUUUUCAUGCUUUCCCUCAAGCUGGUGAUAAAUAUCGUGUUUGGGUUGAAGGAAAAUUGGGGACUAAAGUGUUGAUGGACCGACAAAAAGCAUGGCAACUGAAACUCAAAAUUGGUAAACCAAUUACUAAAAAUAUGAAAGUGUGUUCCCUUCAUUUUACCGAUGAUGAUUAUUUUUAUCGAGAUCCCACUUCCAAACAAAGGAGGUUUUUAAAAAGGACUGCUGUGCCUUCCAGAAAUCUUCCUGUUGGAUCUACAGCAAAGGAUCAACCUGAAAGUUCUGGCAGUAGCAGUAGUAGAACUGAAAGGUUGAGACAAAGAAAUCGGUUCAAAGACGCAGUUGAUGAUGAAGAAUGCUCUUGUGAAGAAAUUGAGCCUGCUGCACAUACAGCUUCUCAGGAUGAAAUUGAAGCUGCGGAAGGUCUGUUACAGCUUCUUCAAGGUCAGCCAGAUUAUGAUGGACCUAAAACUUUUAAAGAUUUCGAAGUGCAGGUGAAUACAACAAAUACUUCUUCUUUGUGUGAUCUGAUUAAAACAGAUAGUGCUCUGAACAGUUUUACUGGCCUGUGUAGUAUAAAUCUACUGGAUACCAUAGUAGAAGCAGUACAGUCUGUUUAUACUGAUCAAAGAGCACAUAAUUUAACAAUCAAACAGCGUAUUGUGUUGGUGUUCACAAAAAUGAAAUGCGAUCUCAGUUAUGUGACCUUAUCCAUUUUAUUUGCAGAGUUCUGA